GGGUGACCUCGACGGCGACGCAGAUGACCUGGACGAUGACAUGAUGGACAAGAUCUCGAGCUCGCCCUCGAUUGAAGAUGGUGGGUGCUGUCCUGUUGUUACCCCCGUGGCCUGGCCGCGUCGGGUUUCUUCCCUUUCCGCGCUUCGAACCGCUACCCCCAUUACCACCGGCUCAAGUGGCCCAAGACCUCCUUCCCCAUACCCGGAUGCCUUCCAGCUCCACCCCAGUCACAGCACAUAUGCACAGCUUCCACGGGCGCUACCCGUCACGCCCAAUCAUCAUCGUCUUCGUCGUGAGUAUGUCGAAUGCGAUUCCAUCGAAACCGAAACGAAUGCCGAACCCCACAAAUACCUUGACGCCGAGCGUAGCAUUGGAGAUAAAACGGAUGGGAAGAAGGAAGAAGCCUAGGGAUCUUCUACCAGAGGACCCAAAGUACUCAAGAGAAAGGAAUCAGUCAUUUGGGACAGGAAUAGGGACCAAGACACUUCCAAUCAGUGUGGCGACAUCUCGGAACAACCCGACAUCACUGAAAACGAGCCGCCCGAGCAAGACGAACCCGCCAUACUCGCCGUUAACGAUGACGACAUGUCGCUUACGAUCCCCUACGAAGAAUCCUUCGAAGAUGAUGAUGACUCUAACCUCUCCUUCCCUGACGACACAAGAUUCAUUGAUUCUGGCUGGGCGGCCGAAUGCUUACAAGACACAGAGGACAUCGACUUCGAAUUCGUGUACGCGCUACACACCUUCGUCGCUACAGUUGAAGGUCAAGC
Messenger RNA from Ilyonectria robusta, 771 nucleotides. RefSeq lists its product as uncharacterized. Bases 41 to 409 code for a protein of 122 amino acids. The transcript has a single exon. NCBI's taxonomy places the organism in Eukaryota, Fungi, Ascomycota, Sordariomycetes, Hypocreales, Nectriaceae. The record is from RefSeq and is a predicted model, not a curated record.